UAUUUAUCCAAAGCACCCUUGUCUUCACUCCUGUUUGACAAAACCAUCUCACUCAUCACACACAGUCUGACCAGAGCCAACGUGUGGUUUGAUCCAUGAACCAGGCUGUUAUGUCUGAUUGAGUUUCACAGGGGUCUCAUUGGUAGCAGACUCUUCCUUAUACACAAUUUAAACACCUACUCAUUACAGACAUCCAUCCUUCUCGGAAAUGAACUCCUUGCUGACAGACAUGGUUUGAGAUUACCCCUGAGCUUUACCACUAAUAUGAUUUGAUCUCUUUAGGCCUUUCACAGUGCCAUGCAUUGUAUGAGUUAACGAUGCUUCCUCUGAGCUUGCACCUCCCGCACAGCUCUGUGGAAGCAGAACAUAAAGGAGGAUGGGCUCUGUGUGUGUGUGUGUGUGUGUGUGUGUGUGUGUGUGUGUGUGUGUGGAAGGAGGGGCUGUGAGAGAAGGAAGGCCAAAUUCCCUGCCUUUCUGCUUGCUGCUAAAAAAAACUCCUUUUAGCAGUAGGACCCAGAGGAAUUUUGCAGGAAAAAGCAGUACACCUUUAUGUUGUCUGAGGCAGGAUAAAGAUGUGAAAAAAGUUGUCCAGCAUUGUAACAAACAAGGUUGAGCUUUCAGCCAUGUCAUUGGCUAAAAAGAGCCUGACAGGAAAAUGCAAUGGCUUCUGAGGUCAGGCCAGAGUCCGUUAUAUAGCCUGGUGAACUAUUACCAGUCUUCUAAGGGUCAAUAUGAGCGCCCCCGUGACCGUGUACAGGGGCAUUUACACGGAGGACCGCUUCAAACAGGCAUACGGCUCCGAGGAGAGCACAAAUGGAAGUUUGCGGCUUCGGGAAAAGCUCGUCGGGAGGUGCAGGUGUUCAAGGCGAGCCUGCCAUCACCUGUUGAAACAGAGAGUCCCCAUUUUCAACUGGCUGCCGAGAUACAAGCUAAAGAAAUGGAUUGUAGGAGAUUCAAUAGCGGGAGUGACCGUCGGUAUCCUUCACAUUCCGCAAGGUAUGGCCUUUGCUUUACUCACAUCUGUGGCACCAAUAUUUGGCCUUUACACCUCCUUCUUUCCUGUGGUCCUCUAUAUGGUUUUUGGCACAGGUCGCCAUGUGUCCACAGGUACCUUUGCUGUUGUCAGUCUGAUGACUGGCACUGUGGUGGAGCAGCUGGUUCCCACUCCUCUGGAACCAAACUCAAGUUUGUCUGAAGCGACUGACUUUGAGGCCCAGAGAAUUGGAGUGGCCUCAGCUAUAGCCCUCCUCUCAGGAAUUAUUAUGCUCUGUAUGUUUGGUCUUCAACUGGGCUUCCUCUCCACCUAUCUGUCAGAGCCAAUUGUUAAGGCUUUCACCAGUGCCGCUGCCUUCCAUGUCACCAUCUCUCAGUUGCAAAGCAUGCUGGGGCUGCGGCUCCCUCGCCACACUGGGACUUUCUCCCUCUUCAAGACUUUAGCGUCGGUGAUGAAGAAUCUGCCUCACACCAACACGGCUGAGCUGUUGAUCUCCGUGGUGUGUUUGGCUGUCCUGGUCCCAGUUAAAGAGAUCAACGUGCGUUGCCGUGAGCGCCUGCGUACCCCGAUCCCUGUGGAGAUCCUCACGGUGAUUAUUGCCACAGGUGUGACCUAUGCCUCAUCUCUGGACUCUGCCUACAACAUUGAGAUAGUUGGCUCUAUUCCAGCUGGAUUCCCAGGGCCACGAAUGCCUGCCUUGCACACUUUUCCUGACAUUGUUGGAGACACGGUAGCCAUAACAUUUGUUGGUUAUGCUGUGUCAGUCUCACUGGCAAUGAUUUAUGCUGAUAAACAUGGAUAUUCCAUACAUCCAAACCAGGAGCUGCUGGCCCAUGGUGUCUCCAACACAGUGUCCUCCUUUUUCAACUGCUUUCCCAGCUCAGCCACUCUUGCCACCACUAAUAUUCUCGAGAGUGCUGGAGGAAUUACACAGCUCUCUGGCUUAUUUACCAGCCUAGUUGUUCUGAUCGUCUUGCUGCUGAUUGGACCACUGUUCUACUUCCUACCCAAGGCAGUUCUGGCAUGCAUCAACGUCACCAGCCUCAGGCAGAUGUUCCUGCAGUUCCAGGAUUUACCUGAGCUGUGGAGAAUCAGCAAGAUUGACUUUCUGGUUUGGGUGGUAACCUGGCUAUCUGUAGUAGUACUUAACGUGGACCUUGGCCUAGCCAUCGGGGUGGUUUUUUCUAUGAUGACCGUCAUCUGUCGCACACAAAGGGCUGGUUGUUCAGUUCUUGGCCGAGCCAACAACACAGAAAUUUACAGACCCCUGGAGAACAACAGCAAGUGCUAUGAGGUCCCUGGGGUGAAGAUCCUGACUUAUAAUGGGCCUAUAUAUUAUGGCAACCGUAGCUUCUUUAGGGAGGAGAUGAGCAGGCUGUUGGGCCUGACGCCAGAGAAGAUACGCAGCAAGGAGAAGGCCAGGAAAACCCUAGAGAAACGGGAGAGAGAGGUCACCAUCAGCACUGUGGACAGAGGCAUUGCAAACACAUCAUUUUCCUCAGAAAACGAGUUCUUUAACUCAGAAACAUCUGAGAGUGAAGUACAGGCAGUGUUAAUUGAUUGCAGCAGUGUGAUAUUUGUCGACAUUGCUGGAGCAAGACUCUUCACACAGAUGUGUACUGAAUGCCAGAAAGUAGGAGUUCAUGUAUAUUUGGCAAACUGCAAUGAGAGGGUAUUAAAGAUCCUAACAUCAAGUGGUCUGAUGAACUACAUGAAUCCUCAACAUAUUUUUGUCACUGUUCAUGAUGCCGUGACGUAUAUUCAACAGCAGAAAGAAAAAUCUGCAGAGAACACCACUACUGUUUGGGUAUGAAGCAGCUGGACAGCGACGAGUCACGCUCACAUCAAUCAUGUGUCUGGGGCUAGAGUGACUUUUAUUUUUGUUUUAUGAGCUGAGACCAUGUCUCUCAACGUCAUAAGGGCACUCAAGCAUUUGGUCCAGAUUGUGCACCAAGGUUUCAAAAAAAGCAGUAGCCUGUUGUAGCACAUGAACUGGAUAAUACAUUACAGUUUUCUCACAGAUACUGGACUCACUACUGACUCACUUUAAGCUGUUAUUAGUAAACAGUCACUUAUUAGUCAAUUCAGGGAACUUUAUAUCAGACAAAUACAAUAGACAAUGUCAUUGUGUAUUUAGUGUAAACAAAACUGAAUUAAAACAUUACAUGACAGACAUUAACUGUUACUUGCUGUUACUGUUUGUUGUCAUAUAUGCUGAAAUAUUGGAAUAGUAAUAUUUAUUCAGCUGCUGUUUGUUGUUUGCAGUACAGAUAAAUAUAACAUGCACUGAACAGUUUGUUAAAAUACUUUGGAUAUUUAAAUCUUUUGAAAUAUGUACUUGAAUAUGCAGAUAUGUACAGUCAACGUCAUCCCAUUCUGCCUUAAAAUGCCAUAUCGUAACCCAAAAGACACUGCACAAAUUAUUUUAUGAAUGACUUUUGUGUUUAUCAGUAACAUCCAGUGGCUG
Molecule: messenger RNA, 3461 nt
Organism: Monopterus albus (swamp eel)
Lineage: Eukaryota; Metazoa; Chordata; Actinopteri; Synbranchiformes; Synbranchidae
Gene: slc26a10
Product: solute carrier family 26 member 10
Exons: 18
Coding region: 732-2807 (691 amino acids)
Biological process (GO): transmembrane transport
Cellular component (GO): membrane
Source: RefSeq, a predicted model, not a curated record